AUGACACGACACACACUGCUGCUUCCGCUUCUCCUCCUGGCUGUGUUCAUCAACUGUUCUAUUGCAGGGCCGUUUGCGUAUUUCUUUUGUCUAGGAAGUUGCGCAGGAGUCUGUUCCGGGGCUGCAAUUAUCGUCACCGGUGGACUCGGAGCCAUCGGAGUUCCGGCUUGUCUCGAAGCCUGUGUCGGGGGAUGUGUUGCCGUUGGUGUCGCCCCGACUCCC
Mesorhabditis spiculigera is the source of this 222-nucleotide messenger RNA. The record is from the annotation of a GenBank genome assembly. NCBI's taxonomy places the organism in Eukaryota, Metazoa, Nematoda, Chromadorea, Rhabditida, Rhabditidae.